AUGGCGAAUUACCUUGCCUCCAUCUUCGGAACAGAAGCCGACAAGGUUAAUUGCUCAUUCUACUACAAAAUCGGAGCUUGCCGUCACGGCGAUCGGUGUUCACGAAAACAUGUCAAGCCAUCCUACUCGCAGACCAUCCUCCUCCCAAAUCUCUACCAAAACCCAGCAUACGACCAAGUAAACAAGAUGAAUCCAAGCCAGCUGCAGAAUCACUUCGAUGCAUUUUAUGAGGACUUCUGGUGUGAGAUGUGCAAAUUUGGGGAGAUUGAGGAAGUGGUUGUUUGCGAUAAUAAUAAUGAUCAUCUUAUUGGAAACGUUUACGCGCGAUUUAAGUACGAAGACUCAGCCCAGAAAGCUUGCGACGAACUAAACUCCCGCUGGUAUGCCGCCCGGCCUAUUUACUGCGAAUUGUCACCCGUCACCGACUUCCGCGAAGCUUGUUGUAGAUUAAACAGUGGCGAGGGAUGUGUCAGAGGUGGAUUCUGCAAUUUUAUACACAGGAAGAAUCCUAGUCCAGAGUUGGACAGAGAGCUGGAGUUAAGCACGAAGAAGUGGUUGAAAGAGCGUGGAAGAGAUGAAAGAAGUAUGAGCAGAAGUCCUACUCCGGAGCCGACCAGAAAAAGGUACUAA
This is a messenger RNA of Glarea lozoyensis ATCC 20868, 630 nucleotides long. Its product is annotated as RNA-binding, RBD. Bases 1 to 630 code for a protein of 209 amino acids. Gene Ontology annotation, biological process: mRNA splicing, via spliceosome. The transcript has 2 exons. The record is from RefSeq and is a predicted model, not a curated record. Gene Ontology annotation, molecular function: pre-mRNA 3'-splice site binding; metal ion binding. Gene Ontology annotation, cellular component: U2AF complex; spliceosomal complex. NCBI's taxonomy places the organism in Eukaryota, Fungi, Ascomycota, Leotiomycetes, Helotiales, Helotiaceae.